Messenger RNA from Manihot esculenta (cassava), 2038 nucleotides. RefSeq names its product cystathionine beta-lyase, chloroplastic. The transcript has 14 exons. The record is from RefSeq and is a predicted model, not a curated record. Gene Ontology annotation, cellular component: cytoplasm. Gene Ontology annotation, biological process: transsulfuration; 'de novo' L-methionine biosynthetic process. Bases 505 to 1908 code for a protein of 467 amino acids. NCBI's taxonomy places the organism in Eukaryota, Viridiplantae, Streptophyta, Magnoliopsida, Malpighiales, Euphorbiaceae. Gene Ontology annotation, molecular function: pyridoxal phosphate binding.
GCUCAGAUACGCAGCUGAGCAGCCAGCAAGUAGCAGAGACUGCAGAGUUGAGUAAACGACAUACCGUUUUACGAAAACGACAUGGCAUUGACAUUUCCCGGAAAAGGGAAAUAACACAAUCGAAAGAAAGAACUGAGACGGCGGAACAAUCAAACAAACGAGUGAGAGUGAGAGUGAGAGUGAGAGUGAGAGUGAGAACCUCCAGCAGGUCCGUUUCCGGUUGUUCACAACCUACCACCGCCGGCGAUCCGUUCAUUCUUUCACAGCAGAGUAUAGGACCGAAGCAGCUGCAGUGCCUCCUUCUUUCGGUCAUCUUGGAAUAUAAUACAAUCGGAAACUCAUCACAUAGCCUACUCAGAGUCUGGGUGCUGUUUUUGUCCCACAAAUUCAAAACUUAAAACCUCGACAUUUCUUUCCUGAUUUCGUUCAAAAAUCGAGCUUCCGGGCGCUUAAUAGGAGAAAAAGUGAGAGAGAAUCAAUACAGAAAGACAGAUAUUUGUAGAAAUGUUGGCAAUUGGCAACUCUACUUCCAGUUUGCAUGCGGGCACUAGAUGCAAUCCUUUACUCAGAGAGCUUCAGGUACCCACAUUGGGGGAAUCUCCAAAGAGUUUUUGGGUUAGAAAGGAAUGUAAUUUAAGAGGGAAGUGCUUAACUUUAGCAAAAAAAAUUAAGUUGAAUUGCUUGGCAGACAAAGCAAUGGAUGUGAAAACUUCAGCUUUAGUUGAUGGUGUAGCGGAUGGCUCAAGUGAAUUUGACAUUAGAGAGCCAAGUAUUUCAACAAUAUUGAUGAACUUUGAGAAUAAGUUUGAUCCUCAUGAUGCAAUGAGCACACCACUUUAUCAAACAGCUACUUUUAAGCAGCCGUCAGCAAUAGAAAAUGGCAAAUAUGAUUACACCAGAAGUGGAAAUCCCACCAGGGAUGCUUUGGAAAGCCUCUUGGCAAAGCUAGAUAAAGCAGAUCGGGCAUUUUGCUUCACAAGUGGAAUGGCUGCUUUGGCUGCAGUCACUCAUCUUGUUGGAAAUGGUCAGGAAAUUGUUGCUGGAGAUGAUCUGUAUGGUGGUUCUGAUAGAUUGUUGUCUCAAGUAACCCCAAAAUCUGGAGUUGUGAUCAAACGAGUAAAUACUAGCAAUCUGGAUGAGGUUGCAUCUGCAAUUGGCUCCUGGACAAAACUUGUGUGGCUAGAGAGCCCAACUAACCCACGUCAACAAAUUUCUGAUAUUCGGAAAAUUGCAAAGAUGGCUCACACACAUGGUGCUCUCGUCUUGGUAGACAAUAGUAUUAUGUCACCUGUAUUAUCACAGCCAUUGGAACUUGGGGCAGACAUAGUGAUGCACUCUGCUACUAAAUUUAUAGCUGGCCACAGUGAUGUCAUGGCAGGUGUGCUUGCAGUAAAAGGGGAAAGCUUGGCGAGAGAUUUGUAUUUCCUACAAAAUGCAGAAGGCUCUGGAUUAGCACCAUUUGACUGUUGGAUUUGUUUACGAGGUAUUAAGACCAUGGCUUUGCGUGUAGAGAAACAACAGGACAAUGCACAGAAAAUUGCUGAGUUUCUUGCUUCACAUCCGCGAGUGAAGAAAGUGAACUAUGCGGGUCUUCCUGGUCAUCCUGGACGUGAUUUGCACUAUUCUCAGGCAAAGGGUGCAGGUUCUGUGCUAAGCUUUUUAACAGGAUCAAUAGAACUCUCAAAGCACAUUGUUGAGACUACCAAGUAUUUCAGUAUCACUGUCAGUUUUGGGAGUGUGAAGUCACUUAUAAGUCUGCCAUGCUUUAUGUCGCAUGCAAGUAUACCAGCAGAAGUUCGAGAAGCCAGAGGCCUUACUGAAGAUCUUAUUCGCAUCUCUGUUGGGAUAGAGGAUGUCAAUGAUCUGAUUGCUGAUUUAGACCAUGCUCUAAGAACUGGCCCACUGUAGCCUUUUGAGGCACUACAGUACAAGACUUAUUCCUACAACCUAGAGUCAUGAAUCUGAAAUUUGAUGUUUUGUUUUUGCUGUGUUAUGAUUUAAGCAUAUUUAAGUUGAAUCCAGGUUUUUGGUUUAUCGA